This is a messenger RNA of Balaenoptera ricei (Rice's whale), 2718 nucleotides long. It is a transcript of the gene BCL11B, whose product is annotated as BCL11 transcription factor B. Gene Ontology annotation, biological process: positive regulation of transcription by RNA polymerase II. The record is from RefSeq and is a predicted model, not a curated record. Gene Ontology annotation, molecular function: RNA polymerase II cis-regulatory region sequence-specific DNA binding; DNA-binding transcription factor activity. Bases 13 to 2718 code for a protein of 901 amino acids. Gene Ontology annotation, cellular component: nucleus. NCBI's taxonomy places the organism in Eukaryota, Metazoa, Chordata, Mammalia, Artiodactyla, Balaenopteridae. The transcript is spliced from 4 exons.
GAUGCCGGGGCAAUGUCCCGCCGCAAACAGGGCAACCCGCAGCACUUGUCCCAGAGGGAGCUCAUCACCCAGCCUGAGCAUGUGGAGGCCACCAUCCUCGAGGAAGAUGAGGGUCUGGAGAUAGAGGAGCCCAGCAGCCUGGGGCUGAUGGUGGGUGGCCCCGACCCUGACCUGCUCACCUGUGGACAGUGUCAGAUGAACUUCCCCCUGGGGGACAUCCUGGUUUUUAUAGAGCACAAGAAGAAGCAGUGUAGCGGCAGCCUGGGUGGCUGCUAUGACAAAGGCCUGGACAAGGGCAGCCCGCCGCCCUCCUCACGCUCUGAGCUCAGGAAAGUGUCCGAGCCGGUGGAGAUCGGGAUCCAGGUCACCCCCGACGAAGAUGACCACCUGCUCUCACCCACGAAAGGCAUCUGCCCCAAGCAGGAGAACAUUGCAGGGCCGUGCAGGCCUGCCCAGCUGCCAGCGAUGGCCCCCAUAGCUGCUUCCUCCUCCCACCCUCACACAUCUGUGAUUACUUCACCUCUGCGUGCCCUGGGCGCUCUACCGCCCUGCUUCCCCCUGCCGUGCUGCAGCGCGCGCCCUGUCUCGGGUGACGGGACUCAGGGUGAGGGUCAGACGGAGGCUCCCUUUGGAUGCCAGUGUCAGUUGUCAGGUAAAGAUGAGCCUUCCAGCUACAUUUGCACAACAUGCAAGCAGCCCUUCAACAGCGCGUGGUUCCUGCUGCAGCACGCGCAGAACACGCACGGCUUCCGCAUCUACCUGGAGCCCGGGCCGGCCAGCAGCUCGCUCACGCCGCGGCUCACCAUCCCGCCGCCGCUCGGGCCCGAGGCCGUGGCCCAGUCCCCGCUCAUGAAUUUCCUGGGCGACAGCAACCCCUUCAACCUGCUGCGCAUGACGGGCCCCAUCCUGCGGGACCACCCGGGCUUCGGCGAGGGCCGCCUGCCCGGCACGCCGCCGCUCUUCAGCCCGCCGCCGCGCCACCACCUGGACCCGCACCGCCUCAGCGCCGAGGAGAUGGGGCUCGUCGCCCAGCACCCCAGUGCCUUCGACCGAGUCAUGCGCCUGAACCCCAUGGCCAUCGACUCGCCCGCCAUGGACUUCUCGCGGCGGCUCCGCGAGCUGGCGGGCAACAGCUCCACGCCGCCGCCCGUGUCCCCGGGCCGCGGCAACCCUAUGCACCGGCUCCUGAACCCCUUCCAGCCCAGCCCCAAGUCCCCGUUCCUGAGCACCCCGCCGCUGCCGCCCAUGCCCCCCGGCGGCACGCCGCCGCCCCAGCCGCCGGCCAAGAGCAAGUCGUGCGAGUUCUGCGGCAAGACCUUCAAGUUCCAGAGCAAUCUCAUCGUGCACCGGCGCAGCCACACGGGCGAGAAGCCCUACAAGUGCCAGCUGUGCGACCACGCGUGCUCGCAGGCGAGCAAGCUCAAGCGCCACAUGAAGACGCACAUGCACAAGGCCGGCUCGCUGGCUGGCCGCUCCGACGACGGGCUCUCGGCCGCCAGCUCCCCGGAGCCCGGCACCAGCGAGCUGGCCGGCGAGGGCCUCAAGGCGGCCGACGGCGACUUCCGCCACCACGAGAGCGACCCGUCGCUGGGCCACGAGCCUGAGGAGGAGGACGAGGAGGAGGAGGAGGAGGAGGAGGAGCUGCUGCUGGAGAACGAGAGCCGGCCCGAGUCGAGCUUCAGCAUGGACUCGGAGCUGAGCCGCAACCGGGAGAACGGCGGCGGCGGCGGUGGCGGCGGGGUGGCCGGGGUGCCGGGCGCGGGCGGCGGCGUGGGCGGCGCGGCCAAGGCGCUGGCCGACGAGAAGGCGCUGGUGCUGGGCAAGGUCAUGGAGAACGUGGGCCUGGGCGCGCUGCCGCCCUACGGCGAGCUGCUGGCUGACAAGCAGAAGCGCGGCGCCUUCCUGAAGCGCUCGGCGGGCGGCGGGGACCCGGGCGACGACGACGACGCGGGCGGCUGCGGCGACGCGGGCCCCGGCGGCGCGGUCAACGGGCGCGGCGGCGGCUUCGCGCCGGGCGCCGAGCCCUUCCCGGGCCUCUUCCCGCGCAAGCCGGCGCCGCUGCCCAGCCCCGGGCUCAACAGCGCGGCCAAGCGCAUCAAGGUGGAGAAGGACCUGGAGCUGCCGCCCGCCGCGCUCAUCCCGUCCGAGAACGUGUACUCGCAGUGGCUCGUGGGCUACGCGGCGUCGCGGCACUUCAUGAAGGACCCCUUCCUGGGCUUCACGGACGCGCGCCAGUCGCCCUUCGCCACGUCGUCCGAGCACUCGUCCGAGAACGGCAGCCUGCGCUUCUCCACGCCGCCCGGGGACCUGCUGGAUGGCGGGCUGUCGGGCCGCAGCGGCACGGCCAGCGGGGGCAGCACGCCGCACCUGGGCGGCCCCGGCCCCGGGAGGCCGAGCUCCAAGGAGGGCCGGCGCAGCGACACGUGCGAGUACUGCGGCAAGGUGUUCAAGAACUGCAGCAACCUGACGGUGCACCGGCGGAGCCACACCGGCGAGCGGCCUUACAAGUGCGAGCUGUGCAACUACGCAUGCGCGCAGAGCAGCAAGCUCACGCGCCACAUGAAGACGCACGGGCAGAUCGGCAAGGAGGUGUACCGCUGCGACAUCUGCCAGAUGCCCUUCAGCGUCUACAGCACCCUGGAGAAACACAUGAAAAAGUGGCACGGCGAGCACUUGCUGACUAACGACGUCAAAAUCGAGCAGGCCGAGAGGAGCUAA